This is a messenger RNA of Leucoraja erinaceus (little skate), 8546 nucleotides long. RefSeq names its product G-protein coupled receptor family C group 6 member A-like. Lineage: Eukaryota; Metazoa; Chordata; Chondrichthyes; Rajiformes; Rajidae. Gene Ontology annotation, molecular function: G protein-coupled receptor activity. The record is from RefSeq and is a predicted model, not a curated record. Gene Ontology annotation, biological process: G protein-coupled receptor signaling pathway. The transcript is spliced from 6 exons. Gene Ontology annotation, cellular component: membrane. The coding region runs from base 727 to 3411 and encodes 894 amino acids.
UCACCUAUUCCUUCUAUCCAGAGAUGCUGCCUGUCCCGCUGAGUUACUCCAGCAUUUUGUGUCCAUGUUGUACAUGUAUAUGUCUUGAUUGUACUCAUGCAUGGUAUGAGUUUAUUGCAUAGCACACAAAAUAAUGUUUCACUGUAUCUCGGUACACUUGACAAUAAUAAACAAAUACCAAAAGCGACAUUUGUGAAUAAACCAAAACGUGAAAUCAUAACUGCCAGAGGAAAUGUUAAGAAACAUAGAAAUUAGGUGCAGGAGGAGGCCAUUCGGCCCUUCGAGCUAUGCCAUCUGUUUGAAAUUCAUAUUUGUUUGGUGCUGAUACAUAACAUGUUACUCUGCCUGGUGAAAGCAUUUUUCAAUUCAGUCAAAAUUGCAAUUGACAAAAAAAACCUUGAAGAUUUGCCUGCCUUCCUUAAAAGCUUGAAAGAUCUGUUUAAAGCGUUGUGUUAAAUUUCCCUGAACAGAUUCAUUUAAAAUAGUAAAGAAUAAAAUGCUAUUUCCAUGCACCUACUAUGAUCUUUGGAUAUUCCAAACAUUAUAAUAGCCAGACAAAUACUUUGAAACAUAGCUAAUUUUGCAUGUUAAAAUCAUUUUACAGAAGGAAAUAUGAUACAAGAAUAGCUCCUCCCAAAAGUGGGUAGUGUUACAUCAGGAUGUAUUUAGCUGCGAGUACGAAUGUAUUUCAUCUAAACUCCGAAUCUACCUGUUGAGUUGUUAAACAUGGUUUCCACACUUACAAUACUCGUCUUUUCUUGUUGGCUCUCAGUUUUACAUGCAAUCAGACGCUGUGAUAACUCUCAUCAGCCUGUAGUAAUCAGUGCUCCAGGAGACAUCAUCAUUGGUGGGAUCUUUGCGAUCCAUGGAAAAGUGGAGUUGGCAAACCGAACACAACCAGGAAUAUUAAACUGCUCAGAAUUUCAAAUUGGCGAAUUCAUCACAGCCCAGGUUAUGGUGCACCGUAUCAAGCAGAUAAACAAUUCUCCCAUGCUGCGGGGCAUCAAAUUAGGAUAUGAAAUUCAUGACAGCUGCACUGAUGUCGUCGGUGCAGUACAAGCCACCAUGAAAUUUCUUUCAAAAUUUAAUUCCUCGGAAAAUAGCAUUGGAGUUCACUGCAAUUAUACAAACUAUGUACCUGCUGCAAAAGUGAUUGUGGGGAGUUCAUACUCAGAAAUCUCAAUUGUGAUUGCAAGAAUGUUGAACCUUUACCUCAUCCCACAGAUAAGUUACGGGGCAUCAGCAGAAAUACUCAGUGACAAAACAAAGUUUGGAUCAUUUUUCCGGGUUAUCCCUAGUGACAAGCAUCAAACAAUGGCCAUUGCCCAAUUGAUUGUACAUUUCAAAUGGAACUGGGUUGGAGUCAUUGCAACUGAAGAUGAUUACGGGCAGUCAGCACUUAACAGUUUUAUCCUGCAUGCACAGAAGCAGAGUAUAUGUGUUGAUUUUCGUUUUUUGAUCCCUACUGCGAGUGGUGAAGAUCAGAAAGUUAAGCUGAGAGAAAUUGCAACAAAAAUUCAGAAUUCAACUGCACUAGUUAUGGUCACAUUUAUUAGGUCAUCUGAUAUCAGCAAACUGUUCGAAUUAUUGAUCGCUAGACAAGUAACUAAAACCUGGAUUGCCAGUGAUACCUGGUCCGAUUCCAGCACGGUUGCCAACAUGACGCAGAUCGAAAAAGUAGGAACUAUUUUGGGCAUUACAUUCAAAAGUGGAAAAAUUCCAAAUUUUGUUGACUAUUUGGAACAGUUGCAGACACAUCCCAGCAAUGACGACGAUUUUACUAAAGAAUUUUUAAGGAUUGCAAGUAGUAACCCAAGUUCCCAUGAAAUUUCAAAUGAAAUUGAAAAGGCCGAUAACUCGUUUAACUAUGGUGUAUACUUAACAAUCAAUGCAAUUGUUUAUGCCCUUAAGAGAAUGCUCAAAUGUGAUCAAGGAAAGUGCAAUCGAAGUUUUGAUUUUCCACCAUGGCAGAUGCUUGAUGAAUUGAAAAAUGUCAAGUUUAUGACUCAAAAUGGACAAUUUCAGUUUGACAGUUCAGGAGAUUACUCAAGUGGCUAUGACAUCAUGUACUGGAAAUGGAUGAACGGUUCUAUACAAUUUGUAAAAGUUGGCGACUACAAUGUGACAACAAAGUUGAUUAAUAUCAAUGCUGAUUUCAACCAAAUUGCCAAGGUUGGACUUUAUCGUUGCUCAAGAACCUGUAAACCUGGAGAGAGAAAGACCAUUAUACCUGAAAACAAUUGUUGUUACAGUUGCAGUGUCUGCACUUCGGGAACUUACUCAAAAGAAAAUGAUUCGACCGAAUGCAAGAAGUGCUCAGAAAACUAUUGGUCCAAUACAGGAAGUUCAACUUGCCAAAAAGCUACUGUGGAUUUUCUGCAAUGGGGAGAUCCCCUUUCUAUUGUGCUAAUCAUAUUUGCCAUUUUAGGAACACUUAUUGUGUGUGUGGUAAGCAUAUUGAUUACAAAACAUCUGACCACACCUGCUGUGAAAGCUGCUGGAGGUUGGAUGUGCUACAUAAUGCUGUUAUCACUGGUAGUUGGUUUGGUCAGUUCUAUAUUGUUUAUUGGAGAGCCAUCUAAUCUAAUUUGUAUAAUUCGACAACCACUUUUUGGCAUCAGCUUUACGCUUUGUGUUUCUUGCAUUUUGAUUAAAUCCUUUAGGGUCAUCUUGGCUUUUAGUUUUAAUCCAACUGUCCAUAAAAAUCUCAAGCUUUUUUAUAAGCCAGUUCCCAUUAUAGUUAUUACCACAGGAGUUCAAGUGGUGAUUUGUACAGUGUGGUUAUCUUUGAAUCCUCCAAAAAGUAUGGAACGGAGAGCCAAUCCCCAAAUGAUAUUGAAGCAAUGUGAUGAAGGGUCCCUUGAAGCAUUUGGAAUAAUGUUGGGAUACAUUGCUUUACUAGCUUUUAUCUGCUUCAUUCUUGCUUACAGAGGAAGAAAGGCCCCCAAAAUGUAUAACGAGGCAAGAUUUAUCACAUUUAGCAUGCUUGUUUACGUAAUUGUGUGGAUUUCUUUUGGAAUUGUACAUGCUCAAGUGCUAAAGAACAAAUAUUCCUCAAUAAUUGAAUCAAUUGCAAUUUUAGCAUCAAUCUAUAGUAUUUUAUGUUGCCAUUUCAUUCCAACCUGCUAUGUAGUUUACUUCAAGAAAGAAAGUAACGUUGAGUCAAAUUAUCUGACCCAUGCCAGGGAACAUUUCAAACAGAAAGGACAGUUUGUGUGUCCAGUUGUAAAAAUACAAAGGAAUUCUCGAGUUUCUAUUGAAGAACAGCUUUACCCCGUGACAGUAGUGAGCGCCGGCCCUGAAAAUGAAUGCUCCAAUAAUCAGCAAACUGAACACACAAACCAGAACAAAUGUUUCAAGAAUCAUAGAGUUGCAUCAAUCUGCUUGAGAAAAAGACAUAGAAGUUGUUAAUUGCUUCUAGCCUACAUAUGAAAUCUCAAGGAAAAAUACUGGAUACAUUAUUUUCAUAUUAACUGCAUUGUUACAAUUAGUUUAGACAAUAGAAAAGCACAGAUCCAUGUUUCAUCCAUUGAAAUAUUAGCAGGUGAAUGCUAAAAUCCAUAUAGCAACUAUUUUAAAGUCACCAUUAACCAACUUGAACUGUACACUUGUACCCCACUUAGCACUACCCUACAGAGCACUGUUUCAUUACAAUAUCAGUCAAAAAACGCAGGUACAAACCCAAAGAAUUUUCAAAGAGACGUCCACUGAGACCACAAGCUGUUAUAUCGGGUAUCUGCCAUGUAUGCUGCCUUCCUCACUGCGGUGUUGGGAACCAGGCAUUAACCCUUGUCCUCCACUGACAUCAGUGCAGCUAAAUGUCGCCUAUAGCCCGGUGUGGACAGGCUGUCUGUGAGAGCUGGCUUUGGGAACAAUGGUUCAUAAAUUCAUAAGUUCUAGGUGCGGAAUUAAGCUAUUCAAAUCUAUUCCGCCAUUCAAUCCAAUAACCCCUGACACUGUAACUAAUCAAGAAUCUAUCUAUCUCUGCCUUAAAAAUAUCCAUUAACUUGGCAAAGAAUUCCACAGAUUCACCACCAGAAAGGUGCAGCCACUCAGCACUCAACGUUGAGGCUCAUGGCUGCACCCUGGCACACUGUGUGUGAAUCUCGUUAGACCUCAUUUGGACUACGCAGUUUCAGCACGGGACCCAUACACAAAUAAAAUCAUUUCUUCCAUCGAACGUGUCCAAAGACAGGCAGCUCGAUUUGUUACUAACACUAUGAGAGAGAAACGAAUGUUACCAAACAUCUGAAUUCACUGGGGUGGAACCCUCUCCAAGACAGACGUGAAGCUCACCGUUUGACCUGCUUUUACAAAAUGUUAAAUGGUCAGCUCGACAUGGAUUACAAGACCUACACCAAACCCAAACCAAUUAGGAGCAGACGAGGGCAUUCAAUCCAAUUUGUGAUACCAGCUACCAAGACAGAUGUGUACAGCAAUUCGUUCUUCCCCCGCACAAUUAAAGCAUGGAAUAAUCUCCACCCUACCAUAGUUACCCAACCAGAUGCAACUAAAUUUAAGGUUGCUCUUUCUUCCCAAAAACCCUUUCUGGCUUAAGUCCUCCCUCCACCACCUCCAGUUUAAAUUUCAUUUGGAAUAUUUUGGAGGACCAAGAAACCAAGAACCAAGUUCAUUUCCAGGGACAGGCAGCACCUAAUCUAAGCGUUGACAGGAUGGGAAGAUGUUCCAGUUACUCGGGAUCUCUCAGGUCUGGUGUAAGCUGGUGUCUCUCCCCACCCUAGCUCUCACCAGCUGAGAAGCCGCCAUUUUAAGGUAAAGGGGAAAAGAUUUAAUAAGAAUCUGAGGGGUAACUUUUUCACACAAAGGUGAUGGAAUAAGCUGCCUGAGGAGGUCGUUUUAGCAGGAACUAUCCCAACAUUUAAGAAGCAGUUAGACAGGUACAUGGAUAGGACAGAUUUAGAGGGAUAUGGACCAAAUGCUGGCAGGUGGGACCAGUGUAGCCGGGACAUGUUGGCCGGUGGGGGCAAGUUGGGCUGAAGGGCCUGUUUCCACACUGCAUCACUCUAUAUCACAUUCAAUAGGUUGUGAUGGGAGGGACGGUAAGGUCCAGGUGGCAUGUCAACACGUAGAGAGGAAACACUGCCAGCCCGCAGAAGUGGCCCACACUCACAAUGCCUGACCAACCUAACGGCAGCCCUCGCCGGUACCCUCUCCACACUGACACAUGAGGCAAUUAAUUGCUGGAUUCAUCCAGGUUUCCCAGCACCAGGGUGUUGCAAUGGUCUCUGCCUUACAGCACCAGAGUCCCGGGUUCGAUCCUGACUAAGGAUGCUGUCUAUACGUAGUUUGCAUGUUCUCUCUGUGAACUGUGUGGGUUUUCCCCAGGAGCUUCGGUUUCCCCCCAAAACUUCAAAGACGCACAGGUUUGUAGGCUAAUCGGCUUGGUAUAAUUGUAAAUUGUCCCGAGUGUGUGUAGGAUAGUCGUUGUGGACAUCGUGGACUCGGUUGGCCGAAGGGCCUGUUUCCGGGCUGUAUCUCUAUAUCUAAAUCUAAAUCUAAAUCACCAGAUUGUUGGGCAGAAAAACAUCCAGAGGGCAAGAGUGCAUACCGGGUUCCACACAAAGCAGCACCACCAGUAACACAUCUCUCUAUUCAUAAUAGUAUUCCAACUAGGAGUGAGGCCACAGGCAAACCGCACCUCAUAUUUAUUUUGCAUGGGUGGCUCACAACCCAAUGGUAUGAACAUUGAAUUCUCUCAUUUUAAGUAAAUUCCACUCAUACUCCUCUCCUCUGCCCCCUCCCUCCCUGCCUGCCCCCUUCUACAUCACCCAUCUUUUUUGCUCCAGAGAUCCUGCCUGAGCUGCUGAGUUACUACAGCACUUUGUGUCUACGUAUCUUCCUUUAGCACUGACUGUUAGUUUUCCUGAGAACACACUGUGUAUGAUAAGUGAGGUACCAGAGAUAGCCUGAUUUGAAUCGAGGCUGCUGCAGGAAUCACUGCUUGACAGGUGCAGGGAUUUGCAAUGUUGUACAAUGGAUGAGAACAAGCACUUAAUGGUAUAUCCCUAAAUUGUCCAUUUGGGGUAUAGUUUGUUGAAGUGGUGCACUGUCGGGCAGCACAGUAGUGCAGUGGUAGAGUUGCUGACUUACAAUGCCAGUGACCUGGGUUCAAUCCUGACUGUGGGUGAUGUCUGUACGGAGUUUGGACAUUUUCCCUGUGACCACGUGGAUUUUCUCCGGGUGCUCGGGUUUCCUCCCACAUUCCAAAGGCAUUCAGGUUUGUGGGUUGAUUGGCUUCUGUAAAUUGUCCCGAGUGUGUAGGAUAGAAGUAGUGUACGGGCGAUGGCUGGAGGGCACGGAUUCAGUGGGCUUAAGGGCCUGUUUCCAAGCUGUAUCUCUAAACUAGACAACUAAACUAAAGAUGCUCUUGAUGUAUUCAAUUGUUCCUUUAAAUAAGAUUUUCCUGCGCUCAUCCUAUCCUCACAGGCUUAGCACUGUAGGAUCAGCAUUACCCCUGGGAUGGAAAGUUGUGGGCUUUUAGAAUCCUUGAGUUUUUAUCAAUCAGCCAAUUAAUUUUUUUAACUAUAUUGUUAUAGAGGUUUCUUUCAACUGUGUAUACUGAGAGAAAUAUGUGUCAAACACUGAGCGAAUAUAUUAAUGUUCUUUAAUAAUCUGUUUUUACGACUUAGGUUUACUUUGUUCACCAAUAUUUGAAAAAGUCGACAUUUUGCAUUCUUAUGUUAGAACUAAAAAUAAAUUAUAGUUUGUAGAGUAAUUUUUCAAUUUGUUGAUAAUAAAUGCUUCUAAUUUACGAACGAGGGUAAAUUAUGAGCAAUUAGUAACCUAUUUUACAUGUAAUACUUCUUAACCAUGUACAGAAAUGAUCAAAGGUAGACAAAAAUGCUGGAAAAACUCAGCGGAUGAUGCAGCAUCUAUGGAGUGAAGGAAAUAGGCAUCAUUUCGGGUCGAAACCCUUCUUCGACGCCCGUUGAGUUUCUCCAACAUUUUUGUCUAUCUUCGAAUUUCCCACAUCUGCAGUUCCUUCUUCAACAGAAAUGAUCAAUUCUGCUUUGUAUCUCCAAUGCAAUUGCACAUUUGUACUGUUCACUUAAUUUAUGUAUGUCAGCUACAACAUUUAGGAAUAAAACAUUCUGAAUUCUUGAAGAAAUGCAUAGUGAAAUUAAAUGUGACAGUCCAUUUACAAACAAUUUUCCACUGUUUGAGCUGAAUCCAGCUGUGACUGACAGAAACUACAAGUCAAUUGAAUAGUCCAGCUGCAUGUUGAGGCAACAUUUUGUAUGGACAGUUGUCCUCUUCCAACUUAAAGCAGUUAAAGAGCUGUAUUAAAACUUAGAAGGAUUCAGCCACUGAAAGACUGCAUGUGUAGUCAAAUCUUACUGCAGCUUUUCAAUCAGUUAUUUUUAUGGACAACAUUAACAUCAUAUAAUAAAUAAGAACAAUUAAAUCAUAUUUAAUAAAGAUAGAUGGGAUAUUCACGACUUGAUAUUAACAUAGAAACACAUGUGAUGUAAUCCAGUGCUAACAUUCAACAGUAUGUUAGAAUGUGUAGGAAGGUACUGCAGAUGCUGGUUUACACCAAAGAUCGCGCCCAGAAGCUGAUAAACUUUGUUGAAUGAUUUUGUAAUUUAAUAAAUGGUAUAAAUUCUGUGGAAUUCUGUGGUAAUUUUUCAAUUUGUUGAUAAUAAACAAUUUUAGAUUUGUAAAGUUUGUAAUUUUUGAAAGUAAUUUAGCUGAAAAAUAUGCACAUGCCCAUUUAUAGUUACACGCAAAGCUUAACCCCAUAAAUGAAAUGCGAUUUCAGAAUGAUGCAGUAACUUACAUUAUUUAGUAGCUUUAAUGGAGAGAAACAUUCACAAAAUACUGCACAAAAACAUACACUUGGAAAUAACACUAAAUCAUAAUUAGCGAAGACAGGUAACAAUUUGUUACCUGUCUUUGAAAUCAGUCAUCAGUUUGAACAAACUUUGAAAUCAGUCAUUGUUUGAACAAACUAAAACAGAGCCUAAACAAAGAAAUUAAGUUUGUAAAACAUGAACUACAAUCAUUAGGACCUAGCUGAUUUCUGGUUAGUCUUGUGUUCUUGAAAGAGAAAGAAAAGACAAGUGUCUGAUCAUUGAUUUUAUAGGUAGAUGGACGAUUGCAGAAGGAAUAAUUGUAUUACCUGCAUGUCAGUAUAUGUGGGUCAGUAUCAGCAAGAUCCUUCAACUUUCAAUUUGCCCCAUUUAUGUUAGGAAAUGCUGACUGAGGAAUUCCAACAACUUUACCCUCAUUCGGUACUGAUAAGCUUGAACACAGAAGGCCUAUAAUUUAUUGACAGCCAAUGAAAUUUGGUAUUGGAAAGAUUUUUUUAAAUGCAACCUCUUUUAUCAAUGCACAGAAUAAGGUUCCGAAACAUAAAUAAACUUUAACCAUCAUUUUGCUGUGUUUUAUUAUGAACUUUAACCACACCACAUGAAAUUGAAUGAAUUAACUUACAGUAAAUAAAAUAAAAAACUAAUCUGAUUGAACAAAAAGUAACAGUUAGAAUGACAAUUAAUGCCAGGUUGUUCUAUGGACACAAUGGU